Fusarium proliferatum ET1 is the source of this 2262-nucleotide messenger RNA. RefSeq lists its product as uncharacterized. The transcript has 5 exons. The record is from RefSeq and is a predicted model, not a curated record. Bases 1 to 2262 code for a protein of 753 amino acids. NCBI's taxonomy places the organism in Eukaryota, Fungi, Ascomycota, Sordariomycetes, Hypocreales, Nectriaceae.
AUGGCGAACAUAAGUGGUCAAUCAAACUUCCAGAUAUUCCAACAGGUCCUCCGAAAAUACGAUGGGAGGCCAUCAGCAGGGACGAGAGCGACUCAACCUGUACCUGCAGGAGAACUCUCGGACAUUGAAGAGGAUGAGGCACUAUCUUAUGAUGCGAGGGUGAUACACGAGUAUGAUGAUCGGCGAAGCAGAGAUACCCUACCCUUUUUACGAACAACAUUGCGAUGGGACCAAAAGUCGCAAUGCCAGGUAAAAACAUUUGAAAUCCCCACCCGAGGCUGGACGGCAUGGGCAAGUAUUGAGACACUGACAAAGUUGAAAUUUUUGGUUCGGCAACAAAGGGAAUUUAACAAGUCAGGAGCGAAGGUCAAAGAUCGUCUGGUGUUUGGAUAUGCUUCCGAGAUCCUGCCAAGGGCAUUCCGGGACAUAGACGACCUAGAAAAUCUGCAAAAUCUAAGAUUUGAUCGACAAGACUCCUCCGAUUCAUCUUCCGAAGGUAGCUAUCAUAGGCGGCGAACUCGUCCCCGAAAGGUAGCAGUCAGUCAUGAACACUACAGAGACUUGUUCUUCCAAAUUGCUUGUAUUGAAGAAGAUUCUCGGUCAGCGUUGACGACUUUGGCCGUCAGAACCUUAGAAGCGCUAGACAAAUUCAUCGACCACAUAUUUCCCGGGGCCAGAAAGAUUCUCGAAGAGGCUCAUCAUGGCGACCAAGUAUCGUACCUUCAAGUAUGGACCCUAUUCCCGCCAGGCAGAAUAGUGUAUGAGAGGCGCGAAAUCCCCCCAUUUAAUGAACUGUACGAGCAAUGCUUUCGUGUAAGAAGGGUUGAGGACUUCAUUAGUCAUUACGACGGAACAAAUGUAUUUCGACUUGUCUUGGAAGAGAUCGUUUACAUGAAGGGCAAUGGAGUACGCCCGGGCACCAAGUUAGUUUUAACGAGUCGACAUAUACGGGAAUAUGAUGGCAUGAGAGAUAUCACCACCGAAGGUCUCGGUCUCGUGCCUCUGAGCCUUAUCCCCAAGGAAGAACAAAACCGGAUUUGUAUUGCAAUUGCACAAAGAAGCCGGAGAUUCCUCCAUCUAUCAGCCAUUCCUUUCAGCAUUUGGAAUUACAACGGCCCGGUGAGGCUGAUGACUAGCAUAGCGGGACAAGGCACACGGGAGGAGACCAAACUAUCACAGACAGAGAGGGCUUGGCAGAGACACACUCAUGAGAAUGUGGUUAUAGACCUAGUAUCUUCAGCAACUUACUUCGCUCAUCGAUUUUCGCAAUGGCUACAUAACUUCCAUGAUAUUGACGAUGGUGUAGAAAAAGCGACGCCACUCCACAUAUCACACAUCAAUCCCACUGAAAAUCAGGAUUUGGACGGCGAAAACCAUAUUGGACAAUUUCUUUUAAUUUGCCGGGGCUAUCUACCUGGGUAUCUCAUAUCCUCCAGAGUUUAUGCAGUCAACAUCCUGGUUAGUGAGUUGAAACAGCCUGUUUGGGAUCAGCAGGAUUACUGGGGUUCAGCGGCACUGGCAAUUCCUAGUAUAGACUAUUGGCAUACACUCUUAGAUAACUAUUUUCAAGAAGGCAAGGAUUUAGAAGCAAAGUUCGGACGUCGUCAAACGAGAGGCGCUGGCCUGGUCUUGGCAUUGCAAGGUUCAAAAAUCUUAACAAGGAUGGCAGCAAAGAACAUAUCCGCAAAAUUAAAAAGACCCUUGGUUGCUGUAAGUUCGAAAGAGGAAGACGAGAGACUUUCGGAGGCUUCGAAAGAAGCGCUUAGAUGGGGCGGAGUUCUACACAUAGACGACCACGGAGUUCCUAGAUACCAACGUGAGGAUCAAGAGCUGGCUAGCUAUCUUUCCUUUUAUCCCAGCGUUGUUCUGUUGUCAUGCAGCGAUGCGACUGAACUAGGUGCAGCUUGUGAGAACGAGAUAGACGGUGUUAUCGCAUGCAACACAGCUUCAGAUGACCCAAUACCGGAAUUGUGGAAAUUAUAUCUUAUUGCAGAGCUGCCAGGAGUCAUUGCGUCGAUCUCCGAACAGCGUCUGAAUGAUGCUUGUCGAAUCUUGACGCAGCUUGAGCCCAGGGAGAGCCGUAUGGGAAGAGUACUGAAAACGGCUAAAAGAAUGGCUGUGGCGGAGAUAAGAGCUGUCGGUUUUAGUCACGUACUGACUGUAAUUCGGUCAUCCUUAUCUGGAGCUAGACUUGAGCAGGUCAAGAAUAUCCUGGCAGCUGGUGAUGAGCUCGGAGUACAACUAAAUAGUACAAUCAAUUAA